UUCAUUUGGUUGCCAAUAUUUAAAAAUCAGGAGAGUGCCAUAAAAACUCAGGUUUUAACAAUAGUUUGUUUCGAAAAAGCAGAAGAUUGUCCAAUUCAAGAGCCUAAUUUCCUGCCUUCCUGGGGAGGGCAGCCCAGCCGCUACCCCGGCGGGAGUCAGGAAGCGUUAAUCCACGUCGAGUCCUCUCCCGCGAGCUCCGGUCGCUGGACAGGGGUAUAUCCUCGCAGGUGCGCUGGCCAGAGGGCGAGGCCGUCCUGCCGGCACGGGGGAGCCCCCACAGUAGCUCCUGGGAGAACUGAACCGCGAGAGCAAAGUGCGGAGCGGUAGUUCGCGGCCCCUGGGAACUUGUUGCAAACUACAGGGGCUCCCCGAUGCCUAGGAAAGGCAGGGUGGGCUUCCUGGAAGAGGUGACAGUGCACGGGGCUGUUUCAGAAGGAGGAAAGGUACCAGGCACCAAAGAAGACCCGUUCGGGGAAAGCGCCUUAUGGGAACAACACCCCAGAGGCCCCCUGGUGCCGCCGCUGUCCCUGGUCCUGACAGGACUCAUAGUUUCCCCUAGAGGCGCAGGGCGGCCAGCAUCAGAGGAAGGUCUGUCUGCCAGGAGGCGAGCCUCGCCGCCAAAGCCAGAAGCGCCUCCACGGGGAGGGGCCAGGCUGGCCCAGGCCCCAAGGCGCCAUCUGCCCAACGCAGAGGAGCGUAUCUAACCCAGUGCCUCGCUGUUAUUAGGUGGUGUUUUCUAUGUGGCUGAGAAAUGUCUCCCACGGUUCUCCCUGGCUUCUUUGAUUUUGAGGGUUCUACUUCAUUUCUGAGGAAGCACCUGCUGGGGGCGGGGGUGCAGGACCCGUAGGAGGAGGUGGCGGGGUGGGGGGGCGAAGAGGGGAAUGCGUGGACCCCAGCAGGCGAAGAGGGUUGUAAGUGCCGGACCGGAGCAGGGGAGGAGGGAGGUGCCGGCGCUGGUGCGGGCAGGAAGGGUGCGGGGAGCCGAGUCCGGUGCGAGACAGUGGCGGCCUGGAUCGGCGGUGCCCGGGCGAGGACAGAACGCGGGCGGAUAUUUGGAGAAUGGACGCCAGGGGGUAUAAACCGGAGGGGCGGUAAAUCGGACCUUGGCCUUCGCCCUCCCUCCGGCGGAGGCCCAUCCUCCCCGGGGCCGCCUCAGGGAAGCGAGAGGAGGUCGGGUUUCCGCUCAGCGGUGCCUCGGAGGGGCAGGAAACCGCCUAGUCUCCGGGAACCCCCUCGAAGCCCCGCCCCGCGCACCGCCCUCCGUGCGCUCGGCUCGCGCUCCGGUGCGGCGGGGGGCGCGAGCGGACAUGUCGGGCCCGCGCGCCGGCUUCUACCGGCAGGAGCUUAACAAGACGGUGUGGGAGGUGCCGCAGCGGCUGCAGGGGCUGCGCCCGGUGGGCUCCGGCGCCUACGGCUCCGUCUGCUCGGCCUACGACGCGCGGCUGCGCCAGAAGGUGGCGGUGAAGAAGCUGUCGCGCCCCUUCCAGUCGCUGAUCCACGCUCGGAGGACGUACCGGGAGCUGCGGCUGCUCAAGCACAUGAAGCACGAGAAUGUCAUCGGGCUGCUGGACGUCUUCACUCCCGCCACGUCCAUCGAGGACUUCAGCGAAGUGUACCUGGUGACCACCCUGAUGGGAGCUGACCUGAACAAUAUCGUCAAGUGCCAGGCGCUAAGCGACGAGCACGUGCAGUUCCUCGUGUACCAGCUGCUGCGCGGGCUGAAGUACAUCCACUCGGCGGGGAUCAUCCACCGGGACCUGAAGCCCAGCAACGUGGCAGUGAACGAGGACUGCGAGCUCAGGAUCCUGGACUUUGGGCUGGCGCGCCAGGCUGACGAGGAGAUGACCGGCUAUGUGGCCACGCGCUGGUACCGCGCACCUGAGAUCAUGCUCAACUGGAUGCAUUACAACCAGACAGCAGUGGACAUCUGGUCUGUGGGCUGCAUCAUGGCCGAGCUUCUCCAAGGAAAGGCCCUCUUCCCGGGAAAUGACUACAUCGACCAGCUGAAGCGCAUCAUGGAGGUGGUUGGCACACCCAGCCCUGAGGUUCUGGCAAAGAUAGCCUCAGAGCAUGCCCGGACAUACAUCCAGUCCCUGCCCCCCAUGCCCCAGAAGGACCUCAGGAGCAUCUUCCAUGGAGCCAACCCCCUGGCAGUGGACCUCCUGGGAAGGAUGCUGGUGCUGGAUAGUGACCAGAGGGUCAGUGCAGCUGAGGCCCUGGCCCACGCCUACUUCAGCCAGUACCACGACCCAGAUGAUGAGCCCGAGGCCGAGCCCUAUGAUGAAAGUGUGGAAGCAAAGGACCGCACUGUGGAGGAGUGGCAGGAGCUCACCUACCAGGAAGUCCUCAGCUUUAAGCCCCCAGAGCCACCGCAGCCGCCUGGCAGCCUGGAGAUAGAGCAGUGACGCUGCCACUGCCGGCCAGCCACCCUUGAACUCAAGGAGAGGCCUGCACCUGCCUGUCCCACUUCCUCAGCCUACCACGUUCCCACAGGGGUGCCUCCCAGCACUACUCUGGCUGUCAGCUCUGACUGGGACCCCUAGUCUGCAUGAUGCUCCACGUGGGAGCCUGUGCACACGUAUGAACACUGCAUGUGUGCAAGCUGUGGGUGCAGGAGUCUGGGCAGUGUCCUGGACUUCCUCGGUCCUCCUGCCCCCUCCAGAAACCAGCGUCUCCCUUGGAAUGUCACUGUGGGGGACCUGAAUGCCUAGGGGUCCCCCUGGGGAGUAUGUCUGUCUCCAGGUCUCCUCAGUCCCAGUGGGCUAUCUCUAGGGGUUGGUGCAUUGGGGUCAGGGUUCCCUGGAGACUCAAAGGGAGGGUCUCAGUGGUCAGAGCUGCUCAGCUUGGAAAAUGCUGAGACCCAAAGCUCUCAGAGCUGGGCAGGGCCUUCCCUGGAGGGUGGCAGGUCAGGGACAGCCACCAAGUGUCAAAUCAGAAAAUCUGCUUGGAGCCAUGUGUUCUCCUGUGCUGUGUGGCACAUGUGCCCUGAUAUUUACAUGUCAAGGUGUGUGCAGGCAUGUGUGAACCUGUAGGCGCCUGAGGGCCCGUGGCCAUUACCAGCUGGAGGCCCACGUUGGGGUGGCUAUACUUGCCUCCCCCCAGUUUCUGAUGCCAUGGGGGGGGGGUACUGAGGUCCUGCUGUGCACCCUGUGAGGGGCUCAAGUGAACAAGGGGCAACCAUGCGAGCAAAAGCUGGGGCAUACUCCUUGGGUUUCUGAGGCAUGAGGGCACGGUGCCAGCUGGGAAGCUAGCAAGCAUGGGAGAGGUAGAGUGGAUGCUGAGGGGGCUAGUACACAUGAGGUGGACUUGGACUCAGACCCUGGACCUUGGCCCGGAGCUGAUGAAGAUGCCUCUGCCUGUUCUCAGAGCUGGGGUCCUUGUCCUCCCUCCCAGAAUGGAGCUGACCUAGUAACCUCUGGGACAGGACCCUGCUCCAAAGGCAUUGUGGGUGUUUCCUCCCUCGAGGGACUUCUGUUUUAGAUGGUGCUGUCAGGUGGUGACCUCCUAACUCACAGGACCCAGGGAGGUCUGAAUGUCAAGGGCCUGCACCAGGCUCUCGCAAUAAAGGAAGUUCCCUCUCA
This is a messenger RNA of Hipposideros armiger (great roundleaf bat), 3581 nucleotides long. It is a transcript of the gene MAPK11, whose product is annotated as mitogen-activated protein kinase 11. Gene Ontology annotation, molecular function: ATP binding; MAP kinase activity. The coding region runs from base 1308 to 2405 and encodes 365 amino acids. The transcript is spliced from 12 exons. The record is from RefSeq and is a predicted model, not a curated record. NCBI's taxonomy places the organism in Eukaryota, Metazoa, Chordata, Mammalia, Chiroptera, Hipposideridae. Gene Ontology annotation, biological process: protein phosphorylation.